Molecule: messenger RNA, 3509 nt
Organism: Quercus robur (English oak)
Lineage: Eukaryota; Viridiplantae; Streptophyta; Magnoliopsida; Fagales; Fagaceae
Exons: 7
Coding region: 451-3138 (895 amino acids)
Molecular function (GO): protein binding
Source: RefSeq, a predicted model, not a curated record
CAACUCAACCCCACCUCUUGUAAUCCAUUUUCCAUUUCUUUCCCUAUUUUCCCAUUGGGAAAACAAAACAAAAAGAAAAGCAAAAACAGGAAACAAAACACACACUCUCUCUCUUUCUCUCUCUCUCUCUCUCUCUCUGGGUGUGGGUGUAUCUGCAUUCACUGUACUAACACACAAAAACAUUGCUCAAACCCAACUCCCCACAGCAUAGGACUUGGAUCCUCCAACCAUUUUGUUUCUCUCUCCCUCUCUCAUUGGAUCUGAGUUCCAACUUCCCAAAACCCACAGUUUUCACAGAUCGAACGAACGAACGAACUCCCACCCACCAACAAAAACGGCGGCGUUUCACAACCAAACAUAGACUUCACCCAUUAUAUCGAUCCAUCCCGGGCAUUUCUCCAUUGAAAUGGGAAAUGCCCACCACUCCUGACAUUCCACCACUACUAAACCAUGAGCAAAACAACUCGCCACAAUAACAAUACCAACACCAACACCAGUAACAACGACACCACCACCAACACCAAUAACAACGACGACGACGGCAACGAGAGCGAGUGUUUCUACGAGUCGCUCGACCGAAUCGCCUCCUCUUCUUGCUCCUGCUCCAAUUCCAAUUCCAAUUCCGAUAACGAAAACGACGCUGUUUCUGUUUCUUCUCCUAAUUAUGGGUCGGACCUCCACCGAAAGUCGUUCCGGGCGCCCAAAUUCCCAAUGGGCCUCUCGUCCAACUACGAUAUCUGGAUCUCCGAACCCUCCUCCGUCUCCGAACGCCGCUCUCGCCUCCUCCGCCAAAUGGGCCUCAUCAACGACCCGUCCUUGUCUCGGACCACCCGAUCCAUUUCCUCCGAUCAUUUAGCCUCUCAAUCCGACCCGACCACCUCCGCCACAAUCGUCCGAUCCAAAUCAGACGGUACCGAUCGUGCGUACGAUUUAUCUUCCCCUCCUCCAAUUCUUUCAAUUCAUUCCUCCUCCUCCUCCUCCUCCUCUUCUUCUUACUCUUCUUUUGUACAUAAUAGUAACGGUAAUAACGGUAUUAGUAACUGUAGUACUAGUGGCGGUGGAUCGAAAUCGAAGUCGUCUUCGCCGAAUAAGCUUCCGGCGAUUCGGAAGAAGUCGUCGGCGUCGGCGGUGGAGGAGGAGGAGAUUGACGACGAGGGUUUGGAUUGCCAAAAAGAAAGAGAGAAAGUGUGCUUGAUAAAGAAUCUUGACAAUGGGAAGGAGUUUGUGGUGAACGACAUUAGGGAAGAAGUCAAGGAUGUUGAGACCGGAAGGCAAUUGACCAUGGAGGAGUUUCAGAUGAGCCUAGGGCAUUCUCCGAUCGUUCAGGAAUUGAUGCGGCGGCAGAAUGUGGAGGAUGGGAAUAAAGAUGGUUUGGAUUCCAAUUCCAAUUCGAACAUGGGGGCUGCCGCGGCGAAGACGAAGAAGAAAGGGGGUUGGUUUAAGAGUAUAAGGAAUGUGGCGAGUUCGGUAACGGGGUAUAAGGAGAGACGGAGUAGUGACGAGAGGGAUACUUCGUCGGAGAAGGGGGGUGGCGGUGGCGGCGGCGGUGGCGGUGGUGGAGGGAGGAGGUCUAGUUCGGCCACGGAUGAUAGUCAGGAUGUUUCGUAUCAUGGACCGGAGAGAGUGAGAGUUAGGCAAUAUGGGAAGUCUUGUAAAGAGUUAUCGGGGUUGUAUAAGAGCCAGGAGAUUCAAGCUCACAAUGGGUCCAUUUGGAGUAUUAAGUUUAGUUUGGAUGGGAAGUAUCUUGCUAGUGCUGGUGAGGAUUGUGACAUCCAUGUUUGGCAGGUGGUGGAGUCGGAGAGGAAAGGGGAUCUGUUGUCAAUGGAGAGACAGGAUGAUGUGAAUUUUAACUACUCGUAUGUUCCCAAUGGGUCGCCAGAACCAAAUUCGUUGUCUCCUAUUAUGGACAGUCAUUUGGAGAGGAAGAAAAGGGGGAGGACAUCUGUUAGCAGGAAAUCGUUGAGCUUGGAUCGUAUUGUGGUGCCCGACACUGUGUUUGCACUUUCGGAUAAACCCAUUUGUUCGUUUCAAGGACAUAGUGAUGAUGUGCUCGAUCUUUCAUGGUCCAAGUCUCAGCACUUGCUCUCAUCUUCAAUGGACAAAACGGUGCGGCUGUGGCACUUGCCUAGCAAGUCUUGUUUGAAAGUUUUUUCACACAGUGAUUUUGUAACUUGCAUCCAGUUUAAUCCUGUUGAUGAUAGAUACUUCAUCAGUGGAUCGCUAGAUGCUAAGGUUCGGAUAUGGAGCAUUCCUGAUCGUCAAGUUGUUGACUGGAAUGAUGUGCAUGAGAUGGUCACAGCAGCUUGCUAUACACCAGAUGGUCAGGGUGCACUAGUUGGUUCACACAAGGGGAGUUGCCGUUUAUACAAUACAUCUGAGAAUAAGUUGCAACCAAAAAGCCAAAUCAAUCUGCAGAACAAGAAGAAGAAAUCUCAUCACAAGAAAAUCUCUGGUUUCCAGUUUGCUCCAGGAAGUUCAUCAGAAGUUCUCAUCACAUCUGCAGAUUCACGAAUUCGGGUUGUUGACGGUGUUGAUCUGGUUCAGAAGUUUAAAGGGUUUCGUAACACAAAUAGCCAAAUAUCGGCCUCCCUAACAGCAAAUGGAAAAUAUGUUGUCUCGGCCAGUGAGGAUUCUUAUGUGUAUGUGUGGAAACAGGAAGCUGAUUCCCGACCUAGUAGAAGCAAAGGUGUCACUGUAACGAGCUCAUAUGAACUUUUUCACUGUCAAGAUGUAUCUGUGGCCAUCCCAUGGCCUGGCAUGGAUACUUGGGGGCUACAAGAUGACUGCUGUGUAGAACAAAAUGGGCUUGACAACAAUCUUGAUGAGGUCUCCACAGCCAACCAUCCUCCUACGCCUGUUGAGGACAUUAAUGAUGGUUCACAAUCUGCAUCCGGCUGCACAAAUAGUCCACUUCAUGGAACCAUUUCUAGUGCAACCAAUAGUUACUUUUUUGAUAGAAUCUCAGCAACAUGGCCAGAGGAAAAACUUGUUCCAACUACCUGGAAUCGGAGCAGCCCUCGUGUGAGUGUGGAUGGUUUAACCCAAAAUGCGUCAGCCUGGGAUAUGGUGAUUGUAACUGCUGGCCGUAAAGGGCAAAUUAGAACUUUUCAAAAUUUUGGGUUGCCGGUUCGGAUUUAAGGGACAAAACCUCAGCCUUGAGGUUGGGGGAAACAAGUCGAUUUUACUACAAAAGGCAGUAUGGUCCAUUUCCCCCAUUAUAUGGUUACAUUUGUACAGAGAAUUGGGUGAGAUUUGUAAUAUUAGCGGAGUUCCAUUUCUUCUUGUGCUUUGCUAGUCGGAUUUGGUGUGCAGAUGAAGAGCCAGUCCGACUUAGCAUUCUGAAAAAAAAAAAAGAAAAAAAAAAAAGACGAAUAGAUUUAUUAAAAGAGAGAAAAAAAAAAUACACCUUGGAUCUAGAUACCGAUGAAUUGUGUAAUCGGGAAUUGUAGAGUUAUAAGCAUGGGAAAAGCUUAUUGAAUUAAAAAAAAUUAAAAUUCUUUUACGAUUCA